GCAUGACUGUGUCAUACACUCUUGAGGUGGCUAACGUGAGGUUUGGAGGCUUCUCCAAGCUUUUGUUCAGGUGGAAGGGCAGCAUAUACAAGCUGCUCUACAAGGAGUUUCUCCUCUUCUGCGGGGUCUACGUCUUUUUCAGUGUUCUUUACAGGUUGAUGUUGACACCCAAGCAGCAGGAUGUGUUUGAGCGUUUCGUCCUUUACUGUGACCAGUUCACCAACACCAGCUUCAUCCCUGUUCUCUUUGUUCUCGGAUUUUACGUAACAUUGGCGUUUAAUCGUUGGUGGGGUCAAUACACCAGCUUCCCGCUGCCCGACAACCUCAUGAUGGUGGUCUCUGGGAACGUCCACGGAGCCGACGACAGGGGUCGCCUGUUGAGGCGCACUCUCAUGCGAUACGCCAAUCUGUCAUCAGUGCUGAUCCUGCGCUCCAUCAGCACCAGAGUUCGCAAGCGCUUCCCCACGCUGGAGCACGUGGUGGAGGCUGGCUUCAUGACAUCACACGAGCUGAAGAUUUUGGAGUCGCUGCAUUCGGACUUCAACAAGUACUGGAUGCCGCUAACCUGGUUCUCCAAUCUGGCGUCCAGAGCGAGAGAAGAGGCCCGCGUGAGGGACGACAUCGCUUUGAGACUCCUCAUGGAUGAGCUGAAUAACUAUCGGGCCAAAUGCAGUCUCUUGUUCCACUAUGACUGGAUCAGCAUCCCUCUGGUCUACACACAGGUGGUGACGUUAGCGGUCUACUCCUUCUUCGCCUUUUGCGUCGUCGGACGUCAGUUCCUGAACCCAGAAAAAGGCUACAAGGAACACAAGCUUGACCUUUAUGUGCCCAUCUUCACGCUGCUGCAGUUCUUCUUCUAUGUUGGAUGGCUCAAGGUGGGAGAGUUGAUCAUCAACCCGUUUGGCGAGGAUGAUGAUGACUUUGAGACCAACCAGCUGAUUGACAGAAAUAUUCAGGUGUCCAUGCUGGCUGUGGAUGACAUGUACCAGAACUUGGCACCACUGGAGAAAGACAAGCACUGGUCCCAAAAACAUUUCUCCAUCCCUUACACUACGUCCACUGCAGCAGACCGCCUGAGACCUGCUUUCAAAGGCUCCACCUUUGAUAUGAGGAUGAGCCUGGAGGAUGUAGAGCUGGAGCAGCCUGAUACUUUCCCUCGACGGGGCUCCUCACUGGAGGAUAAAGACUGCCUCCGGCUGGGGCACAACCUUCCAUCGCUAAUGAAUGUGUCGACACAUAACUUUAUGGAGGAUGAGCAAGAUGGUUGA
Molecule: messenger RNA, 1268 nt
Organism: Hippocampus zosterae (dwarf seahorse)
Lineage: Eukaryota; Metazoa; Chordata; Actinopteri; Syngnathiformes; Syngnathidae
Gene: best4
Product: bestrophin 4
Exons: 8
Coding region: 3-1268 (421 amino acids)
Molecular function (GO): chloride channel activity
Source: RefSeq, a predicted model, not a curated record